Talaromyces stipitatus ATCC 10500 is the source of this 1401-nucleotide messenger RNA. RefSeq lists its product as uncharacterized. Gene Ontology annotation, molecular function: DNA binding. Gene Ontology annotation, cellular component: nucleus. The transcript is spliced from 2 exons. The record is from RefSeq and is a predicted model, not a curated record. The coding region runs from base 1 to 1401 and encodes 466 amino acids. Lineage: Eukaryota; Fungi; Ascomycota; Eurotiomycetes; Eurotiales; Trichocomaceae.
AUGCCACCAAUUCGCAAAAAAGACCCCCUAAAAUCCACUCAGGAUGAGGGAAAGGUCGAAUUAGCUAUUUCCGAUUUAAAAAAUGGAAGAAUUCGCAGUAUUCGUGAAGCUGCAAGAAUCUAUAUGGUUGCUCGUACAACUCUUCAAGAUCGAAUGAAAGGAGUGCCGUAUCGACAAAUAACACGCGCCAACAACCAUAAAUUGAGUCAAUCUGAGGAGGAUUUGCUUGUCAAAUGGGUGCUUGAUUUAACUAAACGUGGAUUACAGCCCCGGCACUUUCUCGUACGAAAUAUGGCUAAUUAUCUUCUCUCACAACAUGGAGAUCAACGGGUUGGAGAUAAAUGGGUAUAUAAUCUUGUUCAACGUCGCCCAGAGAUUGAAUCCAAAUUCUCACGAAAAUACAACUACGAACGUGCCAAAUGUGAAGAUCCAAAGAUUAUACAAGGCCAUUUUGACCGCGUAAGAGAUAUAAUAUCUGAGUACGGCAUCUUACCAGAAGAUAUCUAUAAUUUUGAUGAGACGGGCUUUGCUAUGGGACUCUGCGCAACUGCAAAGGUUAUUACUGGAAGCGAUCGAUAUGCUCAGCCAAAGCUUCUACAGCCUGGAAAUCGAGAAUGGGUGACUGCAAUUGAGGCAACAAAUUCAACCGGAUGGGCUCUGCCUUCGUACGUGAUUUUCAAAGCAAAGAAAAACGUACGAUUAGGCUGGUUUGAUGAGCUUCCGGAUGAUUGGAGAAUCAAUAUUCGCGAUAAUGGCUGGACUACAGAUCAGAUAGGAUUAGAAUGGCUUAAAACCCAUUUUAUUCCUCUUACUAGUGGUCGUACAUUGGGAACAUAUAUCUGUAUGCCUCCUCAUUCUUCACAUCUCUUACAGCCUCUUGAUGUUGGCUGUUUUGCAGUUCUAAAGCGAUAUUAUGGGCAGCUUGUUGAACAACGAAUGAGGCUUGGUUUUAAUCAUAUUGACAAAAUCGACUUCUUAACAGCAUUUCCACAGGCUCGUACAGUGGCAUAUAAAGCUCAAACUAUUCGGAAUAGCUUCGCAGCCACCGGAUUAGUGCCUUUCAAUCCAGAUCGAGUUCUUCAACAUCUCAAUAUUCAAUUGAAGACUCCAACCCCCCCUCCAAGUCGAUCAAGCAAUACAGCAUCAUCCUGCUUACAAACACCUCAAAAUAUACGCCAAUUUGUACGCCAGUCAACUACAAUCAAUAAGCGUAUAAAUAAGCGUACAGGAAGCCUGAAUCAGAAUGAAGAAAUCAAUCAGGCAGUUAUACGGUUAUCAAAAGCCUACGAAAUACUAGCGAAUGAUGCUUUACUCGUACGGAAAGAAAACCGUGAUUUACGAGCUGCGCAUGAAAAAGAGAAGCAAAAGCGCAAAAGAUCUAAUAAACAGAUAUUCUAUUGA